AUAUAUAAUUUAACUAAGAAUACUAAUAAUUAUCAAUUUUAUUCUCGUGUUUUCAGAUGCAAAUGUCUUCGAGAAUCUUUUAUAUUAAUAGCAAUUAUCGAAACCCUCCUCCUAUUUUUCAUUAUCGAUAUGUUCAAUAUGAAUUGAUCUCUGCUUUGUGCCACAUAAUUGAUGCGCCUUUGUUGCACCGACUUAAUGCUGCACGAAUGACUUCUCGUCUCUAUUCUCUUUGUAGUUCGUAGAAACGAAUCAGUUUCUCCUACUCGAGAGAGCAUCUCUGCAUGUGGUGGAGGGGUUCGGCGACGGUGCUCCAUAGGCUUAUCAGUUAGCGUGCAGCUACGAUGAAAUGCUGUUUGCCGUGUUGCAUCUAUAUUCCGGGUACAGUUACGUUCUGUAAAAUCACGUGGCCGGAUGUGAAGUGUAACGUUACAUCAAAGAACGCGUUUAUCUGCUGACCAUUGCUGAUAAACGGACGGCGAUAAAUCGUUGGCAGUCCUCUAAACCACUUCCAGCGGAGAUAUCAACAGGAAACCACACGUGGAACAGGAUUUAAUUAAUUGCGGCAAAUGUAUAUGCAAACAUGGCUAUUCAUGAUAGUGUAUUUGUCAUAUACCCAAUAUGUUAUGGGAGAAGAUACUAUCAAACGUGGGCUGUGCAAUGGCUACAAAUCCGGCGAAGACGAUCAACAGACCUUCGAUUUCAUCAGCAAGUUAAAAUUCGAUCUGUUGGAGGCCCGCUAUAGUGGCAUGAUGAAAGUGCGAGGCAGCAACCGCAUGCAGACGGCAUAUCGGCUGGAGAGAGACACUGAUGUCAUCCUACCGACAAAAAAUAUUACAGCUAAUGGAUUUCCAGAAGAAUUCACGUUAGUGUACACAUUGAGAGCUAGAAAAUCGCCUAGGAACCCUUGGCAUGUCAUUAAGAUCGUGGAUGCGAAAGGUGACGCUCAAUUUCUCAUUACGAUGAAUCCCAGGAGACAAACGCUGGACCUUUCAUUGAUUGAUUACGAGGGAAAAUUGCAGACGCUUUCUUUCAUGAACGAUCGCUUAUUCGACAAGAGUUGGCACAAAGUAAAUUUUGGAGUGUACAAGGAUAAGCUAGUACUUAACGUUGAUUGUAUACACAUUGGCACGAAAGCGCUAAAACCGCGCAGAUCGAUUAAAGGUGAUGGAGACAUAUCAAUAGCUAAAAUGAACAACAGUGAAGUCACUGUACCGAUCGAUAUGCAAUGGAUGGUCCUAAACUGCGAUCCUACGAGAGCGGAGAGGGAAACGUGCGAGGAAAUACCGCAAAACCUAGUCGCUCCGUUGUCGCAAAUAAAACCCGCCUGCGAAAUCUGUCCGCAGGGACCACGUGGAUUUAAUGGCACAAACGGAUCACCCGGUCCGCCUGGACUAACUGGAGCGCCGGGAUUGACUGGAUCACCAGGUUUACCUGGAUUUCCCGGACAACGUGGAUUACCUGGGGAACAAGGAAGAUCAGGGGCAACAGGUAACAUCGGCGCCAGAGGUUUUCCAGGAUUACCGGGUCCCAUAGGAUCAACUGGACCCGUAGGAUCACCGGGAUUACCGGGACAAAAGGGCGAUCGCGGUGAAAGAGGUGAUAUGGGAUUUCCCGGUCUGAAAGGAGAUCAAGGUCCUCGUGGAUUUCCGGGUCCGCCGGGGAACGUAAGCAAUUUUGAUGGUAAUUUAUCGCACUUAACGGGCCCUUCUGGACCGCCUGGAUAUACCGGCGAAAAAGGGGCGAAAGGAGAUUACGGUAUUCAAGGCAAGCCGGGUGAAAAAGGUGAACGGGGAGAAAGAGGAUAUCCGGGAUUGGAUGGUCAUAACGGCGCACCAGGACCUCCUGGUCUUCCAGGAUUUCCCGGUCCGCCUGGACCCACAAGGAACCCUACAUAUGCGGAUAUCCCUCGCAUUCCUGGACCACCAGGUCCUCGUGGCAUAACAGGUCCUCCAGGAUUGCCAGGACCUCCGGGUUUGCCAGGUGAAAUGGGACCGAAGGGUGAUGCCGGAGACCGAGGUCGAGAUGGUAUAUCGGGACUAACAGAUAAUAGUGUAAUACCAGGACCACCGGGUCCUGAAGGACUUGUUGGUCCCCCUGGCGAUGAUGGUCUUCCAGGCGAGAAAGGAGAAAAUGGACCAAUAGGUCCUCCAGGACUACCUGGAACUCUAGGAAAAGAUGGACUUCCAGGAUUACCGGGACCACAGGGACUUCUAGGGUCACGUGGAGAACCAGGUUCUCCAGGACCUCGAGGUUUAGAUGGAUUUAUGGGAAAACCGGGGCUCGAUGGAAAACCGGGCCAGAAGGGAAAUAAAGGCCAGAGCGGCGAACAAGGUCCUGUCGGACCUCGCGGGCUACCGGGAAGUUCGGGACCAGCAGGCUCGCCAGGUACGCCAGGCGUACCAGGAUUGGAAGGAAGACCAGGUCCAUUCGGACCUCCAGGACCGUCGGGUCCGCCAGGACCUCCGGGUCCUCCCGGUCCUUCCAGUCUUUCAUCCACCGAUAGUAGUUUUGUUAAUAUCGGCAAUCCUGGUCUCGAAGGGCCCAGAGGUCCACCGGGUCCUCAAGGAAUACCGGGUGAGAGAGGAGCUCCUGGAGAACGAGGAUCGGAAGGUCAAUUAGGACCGCCUGGUAUUCCUGGUAGAGAUGGAACACCUGGAUUACAAGGAUCGCCUGGAAAUAGAGGUCAGACCGGAUUACCGGGACUCGAAGGGCCGCCGGGUCGCAGUAUUAGCGAGGUGGAGAUUCGUGAUAUUUGCGCCAGUGUACUGAGAGAACGGAUAACCGAAAUCACAACAUUGAUGCAAGGCCCACCCGGUCCACCAGGCCGAGGCCGUCCAGGUCGUUCUGGAUCACCCGGCCCUCAGGGUCGUCCAGGCGAUCAAGGACCACCGGGAUUUCCAGGAGAACGUGGAUUCGUCGGUUUACCGGGUCCGCAAGGUCCUUCUGGACCGCAAGGAUCACCUGGCGAACGUGGAGAAAAAGGAGACAGGGGUCUCGAAGGCGUCGGUAUAGAAGGUCCGACUGGCCCACCAGGUUUACCAGGACCUCCUGGUAAUGAUGGUAUUGGUCUACCUGGAACACAGGGAGACAGGGGAGAGCCAGGCAGACCAGGAAUUCCUGGUAUAAGAGGAGUGGCAGGACCGCAGGGACCACCUGGAUUUUGUGAAUUCUGCAAUUAUCCUAGCAGCAAUUACUUGCAGUAUAAUCGUGGUAACACCAAAGGACCCUGAUAAUAAUAAAUAUAAAAAUUUCCAUACAGCAAAAACAUAGUGUGAAAAACACAUAAUAAUUUGAUAUGCUUUCUGAUCUAAUUAUUUACAGUUUGGCAUUCAGCAUCAAAUUACAAAUUUCUACAGGUCUUUCGCAGAUCACUGCUAUAUAUUUUUCAAUUACGAGUUAAUUAUGACUAACCUCAAACUGUCAAUGUAUUAUUUAAUAAAACUUACUUUUGAUAUA
Messenger RNA from Linepithema humile (Argentine ant), 3456 nucleotides. The record is from RefSeq and is a predicted model, not a curated record. Lineage: Eukaryota; Metazoa; Arthropoda; Insecta; Hymenoptera; Formicidae.